Boeremia exigua is the source of this 1179-nucleotide messenger RNA. Its product is annotated as paxneb superfamily protein-like protein. The record is from RefSeq and is a predicted model, not a curated record. NCBI's taxonomy places the organism in Eukaryota, Fungi, Ascomycota, Dothideomycetes, Pleosporales, Didymellaceae. Gene Ontology annotation, cellular component: elongator holoenzyme complex; cytoplasm; transcription elongation factor complex. Bases 1 to 1179 code for a protein of 392 amino acids. Gene Ontology annotation, biological process: tRNA wobble uridine modification. The transcript is spliced from 2 exons.
AUGGCCUUCCGCAAGCGCAACAUCGCGCUCUCACGCGCUCCCGCAGACGGCGACGCGUCGCCCGCUGCCCCCUCGCCAACCGUAUCCCCCGCACCCACACCCACCGGCGUGCGCCCGUCCCCCAUCGACGGCCGCCCCACCACGUCCACCGGCACGCCCUCGCUCGAUGGUAUUCUCGCCGGCCACGCUGGGCUGCCGCUCGGAAACUCGCUUCUGAUCGGCGAGAGCGGGACGACGGACUACGCGGGCGCGCUGCUGCGGUUCUACGCGGCCGAGGGCGUGGUGCAGGGCCACCGGGUGCAUGUCGUAGGCAUGGGCGAGGUGUGGGGGCGCGAGCUGCCGGGGAUCGCGGAGGAGCGGGGGGACGAGAAGAGGAGGGAGAGCAAGGAGCGCGCGGAGAAGAUGAAGAUUGCGUGGCGGUAUGAGGGGCUGGGGCAGUUUGAGAGUGCGAGAGGUGCGUGUGGGGUAAAGGUGCUGGCGCAGGGAGAGAGUGCGGCGGAGGUGGUGUUCUGCCAUGCGUUUGAUCUGGCGAAACGGCUUACGCUGCCGGUGGGGUCGGCGGUGAAUUACAUCGCGAUACCGCGUGUGGCGGCGUCGCCGUUCAUGGCGAUACUACAGAAUGUGCAGCAGCAGCUUGCGACGACGCCGGCGCACGUUGUGCAUCGCCUUGUCGUUCCAUCUCUCCUCUCGCCUGCGCUGUAUCCUCCCACGUCCUCGCACCCGAAUUCGAUCCUCCAGUUCCUGCAUGCCCUGCGCGCACUGCUGAGACAACACCCUACACGGCUCACCGCCAUGAUCACCCUGCCGCUAUCCCUAUACCCUCGCUCGUCGGGCCUGGUGCGCUGGAUGGAGAUUCUCUCCGACGGCGUCCUCGAGCUCUCGCCCUUCCCAUACUCGCACGCGCAGAUGUUGGCGCAGUCGGCCGGCACCACCAAAGACGAGGAGAAGCCGCAGGGCAUGUUCGCCGUGCACAAGCUGCCUGUGUACCACGAGAAGGGCGGCGGUGGAGGCGCAGAGGACCUGGGUGAAGACAUGGCCUUCACGCUGAGCCGGCGCAAGUUCGUCAUCGCCAAGUUCAGCCUGCCCCCGCUCGAAGGCGACACCGAAGCACAGGAAGCCGCUGUGCGGGAGGCCGCCGGUGGCAGUGCGAUGCCGAAAAAGGCGGAUCUCGAGUUCUAG